UCGACCGCGGCGGCGGCAGCGGCAGCAGCAACGGGCGCGAUUUCCCCUCCCGCCGAGAGCCACUCACCGAGGCGCAGGGGCUGGAGGUGGCGCUGGGGAGACCGCAAACAUGGCCACGGACCCAGACAGGGAAAACGGUGCCGAAGUCAACCAAGGCAACGACCUACCCGUGGGAGCAGGCAAGCCAAACGUGGGGGCCGCCCUUCGCUCUGUGUCUCCGACGGCGGACGCUCAGUGGAAGGCCGUUUUCCACGACCGCGUCCAGCCGCGAUCUUUGGAUCUGCAGGGCAUCAAGAUGACGAGGCUGCAGAAGAAAACGCUGCAGCAGGAGAAGAUGGAAAAGGAGGACCCGCCGGAUAGCCUGUCCCAAGAUUGGUUCAACACCGAGUCCAUGACUCUGGAAACCCGGGCGUAUCUUCUCGAUAAGCUUCUGCCCACUUUGGUGCCCGCCGUGGAGAAGCUGCUAAAGGUGGCAGAACGGAAGCAGGCGCUGGAGCCCAAGGAGUCCGAACCCUGCCCCUUUAACCCCAUGAUCUUCCUGGGCGAAUACCUGAUGAGGCAUAACCCUACCUACGAUCUGAGCGCCAAGCCCAACCCCUACGUGCGAGGGCUGAAGGCCAUCACGGAUCAGCUGAAGACACGCGUGCCCGACACGACGCUGCAUAAACUCGCUCAGAUGAAGGACUUGGUGGAAGAAAAACGCCAUCAUAGGGAAGACGUGGAGAACAUCAAAGCUCAAGUCAACCAACUGCGCGAGCAGGCCUUAGCCGUGCAGUUCCACGAAUGGACCCUGGAUGCCACCGGACAGCUACCGCUGGCGCUGAUCCAAAGUGCCUUGCAAUCCUUCCUGGAGGUUGUCAGCAAAAUGCCUCAGUUCAAGGACGCAGACAUCUACGCCAGGCCGCUGGAAGCCGUGGCACCACUGGACUUGAAGGUGAACGAAGAGGAAUUCACAGAGUAUCUCCUUUCUUACGUCAAAAAUUUCACCAGUGACCUGUUCCAGGAGCUGCUGAAGCAUUUGCUCCAAUGUUCUCACGAUGCCGGAACGCCAUCCGGCAUGACAUCUGGAGGCAGAUGUUUGUCCAGCUGUUCUUCGAUUGUGAAUACGGGCAGGUAG
Molecule: messenger RNA, 1117 nt
Organism: Pantherophis guttatus
Lineage: Eukaryota; Metazoa; Chordata; Lepidosauria; Squamata; Colubridae
Source: RefSeq, a predicted model, not a curated record